Maniola jurtina (meadow brown) is the source of this 1158-nucleotide messenger RNA. RefSeq names its product meiotic recombination protein DMC1/LIM15 homolog (gene Dmc1). Gene Ontology annotation, cellular component: condensed nuclear chromosome; nucleus. The record is from RefSeq and is a predicted model, not a curated record. Gene Ontology annotation, molecular function: ATP hydrolysis activity; ATP-dependent DNA damage sensor activity; double-stranded DNA binding. Gene Ontology annotation, biological process: chromosome organization involved in meiotic cell cycle; DNA recombinase assembly; reciprocal meiotic recombination. The transcript is spliced from 5 exons. Bases 87 to 1106 code for a protein of 339 amino acids. Lineage: Eukaryota; Metazoa; Arthropoda; Insecta; Lepidoptera; Nymphalidae.
AAUUGGCGGCAAUUUUGUGUAGCCUAGGUAUUUAUUUCGUCAAAAGUUUGUCACCAGGUAUUUUUUAGUUAAAUAAAGUUUCAGGUAUGCUAGAACAAGCUUUAGAAGAUAACAUGUCAGAAAAUAAUGAGGAGGAGAGUUUCUUCCAAGACGUUGAUAUUUUGCAAAAGCAUGGUAUAAAUGUCGCUGAUAUAAAAAAAUUAAAAGGAGCAGGAAUUUGUACAAUCAAGGGUAUUCAAAUGUCCACAAAGAAAAAACUGUGUAAUAUUAAGGGGUUUUCCGAAACAAAAAUAGAAAAAAUCAGAGAAGCAUGUUUAAAAGUUAUCACUUUAGGAUUUAUGACUGCACUUGAAGUUAGCGAUCGUCGCAAGCAUGUUUUCAAAAUUAGCACAGGAAGUACUGAAUUUGAUAAACUCCUAGCCGGUGGAGUAGAAUCAAUGGCGAUUACAGAAGUGUUCGGAGAGUUUCGUACAGGCAAGACGCAACUAUCUCACACCUUGUGUGUUACAACACAAAUACCUAAUUCGUCAGGCUUCGGCGGCGGGAAGGUCAUGUUUAUUGACACUGAACAUACAUUUCGGCCAGACAGAUUGCGACCAAUUGCUGAUAGAUUCAAUUUGGAACAGAAUGCCGUUCUUGACAACGUGCUAUACGCAAGGGCGUACACUUCUGAACAUCAGGCAGAGCUUUUGGACUAUGUAGCCGCAAAGUUUCACGAAGAAGCCGGUGUGUUCAAGCUAUUGAUCGUUGAUUCGGUGAUGGCGCUGUUCCGAGUUGACUUUUCUGGACGUGGUGAACUUGCGGAUCGCCAACAAAAGCUAGCUCAAGUCUUGUCUCGCUUACAAAAGAUUUCGGAAGAAUAUAACGUUGCAGUGUUUAUAACGAAUCAGAUGACCGCUGAUCCAGGCGCCACAUUGUCUUUCCAAGCUGAUCCAAAGAAACCUAUUGGUGGGAACAUCCUUGCGCAUGCUUCUACCACCAGGCUGUAUCUUAGAAAAGGCCGUGGGGAGAAUCGAAUCGUCAAAAUAUAUGAUUCACCAGACCUCCCUGAGAGCGAAGCUACCUUUGCCAUUACCAAUGGAGGAAUUGCUGACGCUAAAGAUUAAAUUUACUUUUUAAAUAAUUUAUCUAUAUAUUAAAAAUAAAUAAACUAGAAAU